GAGCUAUUUAUUCACAAGACCUCAUGAGUCACAGUCUAAACAUUCUGCAAUCCCUCCCCUGGCAAGUCCGACCCUGCCCGGGUCUCCAGGGAGAUGCUUCCCACCCAACGCCACUUCAGCCCAACAGCCUCCUGGCUCUGGGCUGGCGGAUCCGGGCUGCACAAGUGGUCAUGUUAUUAACGACCAUGAGUCACUGCGCAGGGCAUUCAUAUGGAGUGGUGUGUGAAAAGGAGGGAAGGCUGGGGCCCACGGAGUGCAGACAGAAAGCAGGCCACCGCUGCCUGGCUGUGCACCUUCCGAAAUGCAGCCCCCUCUCAGCAUGACAAGGGUCUGACUCUGCUCCUUCUGGUGACCCCCUGCCUGAAUACCCACUUGCUUGGCAGGGAUCAGGGCUCUGAGAAUAGAACCCUCUAUACCCAGCUGGCUUUGCCCGGUGCUGAGGAGGAGAUGGAAGACUGCAUAAUCUCCUUGCAGGAGACUGGUUUAUUUUCGGUGCUAAAGAUGUCAGCGCGGUUGAUCUCCACCCAGCCCUGUAAAGAAUGCACUGUCAUUGUGCCCACUUCACAGAUGAGGCGGGUGAGAUGGGAGAGGACAAGCAACUUGUCCCGGACUACACGCAUAAGCGAGAAACCCAAGCCACACCAGGGCAGUGGCCCGGCCAGGGUCUCCCAGGCGGCUGGAGCUGGCGCUUCGGUGACGCGCUCAGCGGCCCAGCCUCACAGCCCGGCCAGCACUGCGGUGACAGCAUCUCCUCCCUCCGCUCCCCGCCUCCAGGACCCUCACGCCUGGGUCUCAGGUCUCGCUGGGGGCCAGCUGCCCCCACCCCCGCGUGCCCACCACGCUCAGCUUACCUCCCAGCGCCCGCCGCCCCUGGCCCUGGCUAGGAAACGCGCAGAUGCGCGUGGGGCACGGCAGCCUCUCUGGACCCACAGGAAGAGUAACUGUGCUCUCAGCCCACAACCGCCCUUCCCUGUGGCCUUCUCCUCUUCUUGUUGUCCAAGCCUAAGGAAAGAUGACAGCCAGGUGCUGGUGGUGCACCCCUGUGAUCCCAGCACUCGGGAGGCUGAGGCAGGAGGAUCGCCAUGAGUUCAAGGCCAACCUGGGCUACACAGUGAGACUCUGCUCACAAAAAAAAAGAGAAGGGAAAGGGGAAGGAAGGUUGACAGAACAAAGAUGAAGGACGAGGCAAAGAUGAAGGACGAGGGGCGGUUGGGAGGUAAAGGAGACUGAGGACCCAGAUCCCUCCUCCUUCUCCAGCCAAGGUCACCCUCAGUGCUUGCCGCUCUGGAGCCCAGCAGCAGCCGCCGCCGCAGCCGGGACUCAGGACUCAGCAGCGCAGAGGAAGCUGGCGGGCUGUGAUUGUUCCCGAGCCGCGGGACAGGGCUGCUCCGGGCACUUCAGGAAGUACUUGCUCCAAGAGGCCCUUCCGGCCAUUGUUGUCCAGGCCGAGGACGCUGGGCUGGCACGGGGACAGCUGCCCUCUACGGCCAACAGUGUGUCCAGGGCACCGGGGCAGGAAAGGGGUGGGGGCUGGCGGUGGCCCGAGCGCAGGGUCCCGGAGCCAGGGAGGAAUCGCAGCAGGGCAGCCUCCUCGAAGUGGCUGUCUGUCCUCUCCGGCCUCAAAACCGCACGGACCCAGGACAAGCUCAGUGCUGCUGGUGACACCCAGCUGGCCGCCGAGACCUGCCCCUGCCGGGAAAGGAGCGGGCUCGGGAGCCCCGGCCCUUCUGCGGCUCCUCUUCCUCCUCCCAGACGCUGGCAGCUGCGGCGGAGCUGAGGAGGGGGAUUGGCGAUGCUCAGGUGCAGGAUGCCGGUGGAGCCGCUCCUCCCCCACUCCCCCCGCAGCUGGAGGGGCGUCACUGCCAGCACAGUGCUCGGGGCGACCGAGAAGGCCUCUGUCUGCUGCGGAGGAAAAACAGUAACGCACUUAGCAGCUUUCAAGGCCACCGGCCUCCUUGGGGCAGGGCCAGGCUUCCGGGGCAGGGCCAGGCUUCCGGGGCAGCGCCACGAGUCCCUGCCAAGAUGGGAAGCUGCUGGGUGUGGUGGUGCACACCUGUCCUCCCAGCACUCUGGGAGGCUGAGGCGGGAGGGUCACCGAGGGUUCCAGGCCCAGCCUGAGCUCCACAGGGAGACCCUGUCUCCAAAAAGCAAGCAAACAAAAUCAGAAAGACAGGAGAGAACGGUGGGGCGUCGGGCGGCCUGCAGUGUGCACAGCAGCUGCGUCCGUCCAGGGCCCUGGACCCUCCUCUGCAGAAGGAGGUGAAAUCCGUCUGGCUUCGGAGGGGCUCUCCAGACCCUGCCGGCCUCCACCUCGUCCGGAGCCCUCCCGACCCGAACGCCGCACAGUGGACUUCCUGCCAUGGCGACCCACACCGGUGCCCCACUCUCCGCCAGGCCCUGCCCGGCAGCCCGCCCACGCUACCUCACUUACCCCUCGAGGAUCCCUGAGAGAGAGGCAGCACUGUCCCUCCGCCGCCGGCCGCUCACCCCACCUGGAAGGGUCGUGGGGUGCACCCACCCUCGGCCGGCCCCAGCACGAGCUCUCAUCCCCGUAGCCGGCCGGUGUCAGCCGCGCUGUGUCCUCGUCCGGUCACCCAUCCCGGCGCGACCUCGACAGGGCGGGGAGGAGGCACGGCCGCCGCAGCCCCUGCCGGUGCCUUCUGUCGGCUUCCUGGGGACACGGACCGGAACCAGCGUGGAAGUGAAGACCUCGGACCACGAGCUUACAUCCUGCCCGGCGUCCCUUACGUGAGAAACCCACGGCACAGAAAAAGCGCAAUGCAAAACACAGACGGCAGGAGGGUACGGGAGAUCUGCAGAACCGGCGGGGACGCAACGGCUGGAGCGGGUGGGAGAAAUGCAAGACAACUGCGCGUGCGCUGUCCCGCGCCGAGGCCCCUCGAAAUGAACAAAAAGGAAGGGAGGAAGGGGUCCCGUUCUCCGUGCAGUCAGAGCCCCAAGGCUGCGCCGAGGGUGCAGCCCCGAGCGCCUCCCUGGGAGAUAGAAGCCACCCCGCGCCCUGCCGAGCAGGCGGAGGAGAGCCACGCAGACGCAGACGCAGGGAGCGGCCAGGGCACCACGGCCCUGAGUCCCUCUCCCCGGGACCGGGGGCAGCCCUGCGCCCCGCCCUGCUGGGAGCAACAGACCUGCAGCGCCAGCUCUCGGGAAAAGAGGGGUUCCGGCCAGGCCGUGGGCACGGCUGGGGACGGAAGUCCUGACCCCGAGGCGGACACCCCAGCCGCCUGCACGCAGUCCCGAUGGCGUCCUCUGCAGCAGCCUUGGGCCGGGAGGAGCUGAGCAGAGCCGGAAGCUCGGUGAAGACGCCUUUCCGAGGCCGCGCAGCCUCAGCGCCUCGCUGCCCGCUGUGCCGGAAACCAGCUCCCGCCGCGGCGUGGGGCCGGCUGCACCAGCCCGCAAACGCGCUGGCUUUGGAAGGCGAAGCGGGCCGGGCCCCGUCGCACGCUCAGAGCGCUCGCAGGCGUGUCCUCCGUCCUGCGUCUCGCACUUUCCCCUGCGCUGUCCCUUGGUCCCCAUGUGCUGUCCUUGUCCCCCGGCGUCCCUUCAAUUCUGUGCCCUGUGGGGGGCAGCGCUGAUUUCAGACACUCACCUCUCAUACCACAGUGACAAGCAUCGGUGCCCGCAUCACUCACCAGGGCCACCCCGACUCUGCGCCCAAACCCCACGGCGCCCGGUCCCACACCCGGUGCCAGAGCUCCUCUGCCGCGUCCUCCCUCCCGGCCACGCCUGGGGCUCAGCGUGGAGGCCCCAGCGGUGAGCAGCUUCGUGGGAGACGCCAGCCCUCUCACCGUGCCCUGUCCACAGAGGCAACCGCUGUCCUCAGAUGAGUGUUUCGCCCUCUCUCCAGCAGGGUCCUGUCUGCUUCUGCAGCCCCACCCCGCCCUAGAAGCCCUAGAACCCGGCAUUGGCUCCCGCAAAAUGACAUCUUCUAGCCAAAGGGAGGAAGAUUUCAGGCUCCAAAGGGAAGCGAUACCACUUUGAAUGGUCGCUCCCUGAGAUUUCAGGAAAAUCACUCCUUUCCAAUCUUUAGCUCACCUCCCCGGGGCGCCGUGACCACUCGGCACCACUGUCCUCUCUGUCCAGGCCAGGGAAAAUGUGCACAUCGUCUACAUUCCAAAGAGGAGGCAGAAUUUUUGCAAACUCUGCCUGGACCAAGCAAAGCAGAGGCAAGAAUAAUAAAAUUUAGAGAGGAAAAA
This is a messenger RNA of Chinchilla lanigera (long-tailed chinchilla), 4214 nucleotides long. RefSeq lists its product as uncharacterized. Lineage: Eukaryota; Metazoa; Chordata; Mammalia; Rodentia; Chinchillidae. The record is from RefSeq and is a predicted model, not a curated record. Bases 211 to 1086 code for a protein of 291 amino acids. The transcript is spliced from 3 exons.